GCCUUCAUCUCCUCUCUAUAUAACUCACACUAUAUUCAAGAGCUCCCUUCUCAUUACUCCAAACUAUACACGAAAAUGGCUUCUUCCAAAAUCUUUCUGUGCUUCACAAUACUCUCCGCCCUCCAUUUCUUCACAGCAUUCUCGAACGAGUUCUCGGUCGGUGGCGAGAAGGGUUGGGUCAUUCCCAAAGAUGAUCAGCUCUACAAUGAUUGGGCUUCCAAGAACCGGUUCAAAGUUGAUGACAUUCUUAGGUUUGAGUACCAGAAGGAUUCGGUUAUGGUGGUGAGCAAGGCGGAGUACGAGAAGUGCCGGUCGGCUCGGCCGGUUUUCUUCUCCAACGAUGGCCACACCGCCUAUAAGUUGGACCGUCCCGGUUUGUUCUAUUUCAUCAGCGGGGUUUCAGGCCACUGCGAGAGAGGGCUGAAGAUGAUCGUCAAAGUGCUUGAAACGGAGAACCCGCCUCAGCCCAGUACUCCGGCGACAGGCGGGAAUUCUCCUCCGGCGUCCGGCGGUGCUAUGCCGGGCCUUAAUGCUUCUGCCGCUCAGUUUGCUUUCAUAAUCAUCUCAUUCCUUGGGACCAUCUUCAUGUGAUUUGUUUAGGUUGUGUUGGGGUUAUGGAUUCUCAGAUUUCUUAGUCUUAGUCAUUAAUUAUUUCGUGUUAUUUUCGCCGUAAAGACUGAAUUCAGAUUCUUAAGCUAAUAUAUACGUAGUAUGUUUCUUGUUUCGGUUUAUGUUCGAUCGUCUUGUGCUUAUACAGAGUAGGAGUAUAUUUUUGUUGAAAUUCAUUUUAUCCUUUAUUUAUCUUGAAGGUUGAAAAACAGAAUUUGAUAGUUCCCUUUA
This is a messenger RNA of Cuscuta epithymum, 840 nucleotides long. The record is from the annotation of a GenBank genome assembly. Lineage: Eukaryota; Viridiplantae; Streptophyta; Magnoliopsida; Solanales; Convolvulaceae.